AUGUCACCAACAGAUUUAGAGACACAACAGCAAGAGCUUGAAGAAAAGGAAGAUGUUCUUGCUGACAUUUUUGCUGAGUAUCUGGAGCGGUAUGAAACAGAUGCGGAAGCAACAAGUAUAGAUAUUCGAUAUUUGCCAGAGAUUUUCAAAGACAUGGGGCUAUAUGAAUAUUAUUAUUCAGCAGGACUUUCAGGAGUAGCUAGGAAAGAGAGACAACGAGCGUUACGAGAAAUUGUGAGUUUACUUGAUCGUGAGGAUCAGGGUCGUAUUGACUUUAUGGCAUUUUGUGAGGUGAUGCCUAUGGUUCUUGAGCAAGCUCAUAGUGUUGGUAGUAACGGUAAUGGUAAUGGUGAUAAUGGAAAUGGAUCUAAUUUACGGGAUACUACAGGACAAUUUAUUUCAGGGAAAAAACGCAAGAGAGAUUAUUUACAAAAAGAUGAGAUUGAAGAAAGUUUUUAUUUAUUUACAAAUGGAGAAGAUCGGGCAAUUGAAUUGAAGGACUUGAGGAGAGUUGCAGAAGAGAUUGGAGAUGGGAAUGUGACUGAUGAUGAUCUUAGAGACAUGUUGAGAUUACAUGCAGUAGAUGAAGGAGGAGGAGGAGGAGGAGGAGGAGGAGAAGAAGAAGAAGAAGAAGAAGGAGAAGGGGGAAAUGGUGGUGUUGGUAAUGGAAGGAAUGGAAGGAAUGACCAAAAGUUACAAGUGAGCAAGGAGGAUUUCCUUAAAAUCAUGCAAGAGUGUGACAUGUAG
Magnusiomyces paraingens is the source of this 747-nucleotide messenger RNA. RefSeq lists its product as uncharacterized. Gene Ontology annotation, molecular function: calcium ion binding. The transcript has a single exon. The coding region runs from base 1 to 747 and encodes 248 amino acids. Lineage: Eukaryota; Fungi; Ascomycota; Dipodascomycetes; Dipodascales; Dipodascaceae. The record is from RefSeq and is a predicted model, not a curated record.